AUGGACAACAUGCAAGAUCUUGACCCCAAGAUCUACACUGUCUUAUGGAUUUGCCCGCUGAAAGUAGAGGCAGACGCUGCCUAUGCUGCUCUAGACAAUCAGCAUCGCGGGAGGUGGGCACAGUCCGACUCCAAUGGCAAGCACUACGCCCCGACUGCCGGUGAUAUGUGUGGCCAUAAUGUCAUCAUUAUGACCAUUCCUCCUGGCACCUUAUACGGCACCACGACUGCUACUUCCAUUGCCACUGAAGUGAGGAUGUCCUUCCCCUCCAUCCGCAUCGGCCUUCUUGUCGGUAUUGCGGCCGGACUACCGAAUUUCUCGUGCAAUCCACCUAUAGAUAUCCGUCUGGGUGACGUUCUUGUGGCAUUGUCCUUCGAUGAGAAGCCGCCAGUCGUUGCCUACGACCUAGGCAAGGAGACGGGCAAUGCUGAGCUUGAACUCUUGCGUCAUGGUCAAGCGCUGCAUCUUUCUGAGUCAGUGCUUCGAAGCAUGUUUGGCAACAUUUGGCGCUCGGACGCAAAGACAAAUGGAUCUGCGUCGCUGAUGUAUUAUUACAACAGUAUCAAGGAUAAGGCAGUGUCUCCGGGUUGCUCUUGGGAAUACCCUGGUUGCCAUGAAGACAUAUACUUUGAUGUCGAUGAGGACGGAAUCGAGCAUGAAGUGACUCGAGAUUCAAGACCAGAUGCCAUGAGGAGUCAAGUCUGGUACGGGUCUCUCGGUUCAGGCAAUCGUGUAAUGAAAGACAGGAGAAAGAGUAACCAGCUCCGAGACCGACACAACCUGAUCGGUCUUGAGAUGGAGGCAGCUGGCAUAUUGAAUGAUUUCCGGGUGGGAGUCAUUCGAGGGGUUUCCGACUACGCAGACAAGCACAAGAAAGCCACUUUUCGGCCAUACGCUGCUAUAAUGGCUGCAGCCUAUGCCAAGUUGGUCAUGGCCUUCUUGACGCCGGACAAACUGACACCCACGCCCCAAACUAUGCAGACUAGUCAGUAA
Messenger RNA from Cordyceps fumosorosea ARSEF 2679, 993 nucleotides. RefSeq names its product Nucleoside phosphorylase. Gene Ontology annotation, biological process: nucleoside metabolic process. The transcript has a single exon. Gene Ontology annotation, molecular function: catalytic activity. NCBI's taxonomy places the organism in Eukaryota, Fungi, Ascomycota, Sordariomycetes, Hypocreales, Cordycipitaceae. The record is from RefSeq and is a predicted model, not a curated record. Bases 1 to 993 code for a protein of 330 amino acids.